Messenger RNA from Synchiropus splendidus (mandarinfish), 2271 nucleotides. RefSeq names its product ankyrin repeat and death domain containing 1B (gene ankdd1b). Lineage: Eukaryota; Metazoa; Chordata; Actinopteri; Syngnathiformes; Callionymidae. The coding region runs from base 460 to 2103 and encodes 547 amino acids. The transcript is spliced from 15 exons. Gene Ontology annotation, molecular function: protein binding. The record is from RefSeq and is a predicted model, not a curated record. Gene Ontology annotation, biological process: signal transduction.
UCCAUGUCAACAGAACCUGCUCAUGGUUUCCAACAUUUUUGCUUCUUAACUGAAUCCAAAUGUUACUUGACAAACAAGUCCAACUUCUUCUGGAGCUUGUAGAAACCUUCCAUCAUGUCUAAUAUUUGUUCACUCAAAUUUUCUAGCAGAGACAAGCUGACUAACUACGUCUUGUCACAAACAUAACAGCAGAAGCCGACGUUCUCUCUUGAUGGAAGCGUGAGGUUUCGUAAGGGUGUGGGCCGGUUGAACAAACAUGGAUCAGCCUGCAGCAUUAAGAAAGCACGGGCAGCCUCACAUGUUUAUCAUUUCCGACUGCAGCCACAUCAGACUUCAGCUUCAGCUUAUCUCGGGUCCUCUGCUGUUUGGUUUGGUGCGGCAACAGGCAUUGUUUAAUGACGGAACCUUCGCGUUUAAGCUCCAGGUUUAUAGUCCAGACAGAGUCACUUCAACCUUUCAAUGGAGAGGAAGGUGCUGGCCCUGAAAGCCACCAUGGAGAAGCAUCGGCUGAAGAAAGAGAAUCUGGCCGUGAAAGUGAAAGGCUUAACAGACUUUGUGCUCCAGAAACAGCAGGAGCCGGAAAAGGAAAGCAGCUUUGACAACCAGGAAAUGUUGCUCCCAGCAGAGAAACAGUUCAUGGAAGCAGCCAAGAACAAUGACGUGCAGACCAUGAGGGCUCUAGGAAGAGGCUUGAACGCCAAUGCAAAGAAUGUGCACAACAGAACUGCCCUUCACUACGCUGCCGCUGGAGGAAACAAAGAAGCAGUGGAGCUCCUGAUGCAGAGGCGGGUCAAGGUGGACCAGAAAGAUACGUAUGGCAUUGCCCCCAUUCAUCUGGCGGCCUGGUUUGGCAGUUUAGAGGUGGUGAAAUUAUUAGUGAAGGCUGGAGCGGAGCAGAAGAUCGAGAAUGAGGAAGGUCUGAACAUCAUGCACUGUGCCGCCAUCAACAACCACACGGAAAUCAUGGAUUACAUCGUGAACGACAUUCAAAUGAUGGAACUCGACAAGGAGGACAACACGGGACACAAAUGUUUUGCGAUGGCCGCCGAACAUGGCUGUGUUGAGAUGCUGGAGAUGCUGAUGGAGCCGGAUUACAACAUGGCCACCAUGAGUCCCAACGCGCGAGGAGACACGCCGCUGCACUUAGCCGCCAGGAACGGCCACCUGGAAGCCCUCCAGCUGCUGCUGGAGAGUUUUGAUAUCCGGAAUGAAGUCAACCAGGACGGCGAGACGGCUCUUUACCAGGCAGCAGGUAACGGUGAAGAAGAAUGUGUCCUGACCCUGCUAGAAGCCGGCUGUGACCCCGACAUCCAAACUACGGCCCUAUGCACUGCCCUCCAUCCAGUCUCAGAGAAAGGAGACAGUUCUCUGGUCCAGCUCCUCCUCGAGUACAACGCCAACACUGACUUCCAGAACCAGAACUUGGAGUCUCCUCUUCACCUGGCCGUCCGAAACAGUCACAUCCCCGUCAUUCACUCACUGCUGAAGGCUGGCUGCAACAUCAACGCAACAGACAAGAGGUCUCAGACAGCGAUGCAUCUGGCUGCUGAGCUGGCCCGGAUAGAUGUGGUGGAAAUGCUGCUCAAGGCCGGUCUGGACUUGACACUGAGGGACCGGCAGGACAAGACGGCGCUGGGUGUGGCGGCCCGAGCAGACGAGGUGAUCAUCGUUGACAUGAUCAUCAAAGCUGAACGGUACUGCACGUGGAUGAAGGCCAACCCCGAACUUAAUGAGAAAAUUCACAGCGAGUACCCGCUGACCUUUAAACUGGACCACCGCAACGAGACCAAACAGCUGCGAGCGAUGGCCUGGCGUUUGGCAUAUGAGCUCCUGAAACCAGGAGACUGGAAGCGGCUGGCAGAACACUGGGGCUUCACGCCGGACCAGAUCUUUGCCAUCGAACGUCAGUGGACAGGUUCGGAGAGUUACCAAGAGCAUGGGAACAGGAUGCUGCUCAUCUGGCUGUUUGGGGAGGAGCUGGCGCAGAGAAAUCCUGCGAAGGAACUGUUCAACAGCCUCAUUGUGACGGGCAACAGGAAAGCUGCAGAUAAGAUUCGAAUGGAAGCCGAGAGCCCUGGAAACAAGAACUGCAUCAUUUCCUGAGCUGGAAUUGAACAGAAUAACUCAGAGUUUAGUGUGCAUUUUGUAAGGUGAAGUCAUUUAUUAAAAACACGAUUGAAGUUCAUUCCCUCAAUUGUGUGCUGGAUGGACUCGUGUGGAUAAAAACAUAAAUACUUAAAACCUCUCCACCAUGUGGUACAUUGAUGUACA